GGAUAAAGAUGAAGCAAUCUUUAAAUAUUCGUAACACUGCUCUAGUUUCGCCGGCUGUUAUAGGAGGUAAAUAGAGCUCCAGUCUGACCCACACGUGAAUAUUCCUGUUGCAACAUGAUCAUGACUCCGUGUGGUGUACGACCAAUUUAGGGAGUGAGUCAUGGUUCAGCUGCACGUCAAACGUGGAGAUGAGAGUCAAUUUCUCUUCAAUACCACAGUGGAUGUGACUAUUGAGACACUGUCCCAGCAGGUCACUGCGGUCUAUAACGGAAGAUUAAAGGUGGACAGGAUCUGCUCGGAAAUUCCCGAGUUGGCAGAUCACGGAAUCGCUCUUCCACCGAACAUGCAAGGCCUGACUUGUGAUCAGAUAAUUGAGCUGAAACUAAAGGAUGAAUGGGAGGACCGCUGCAUUCCCAGUGGUGGUGCUGAGUUUAAGAAAGACGAGAUUGGACGCCGAAAUGGACAUGCUCCAAACGAAAAGAUGAAAGAAGUUUUAAGGAAAACAAUGGAGGAGGCCAAAGCUUUGAUCUCAACAAAACAAGUGCAAGCAAAUGUCUGCAUUACCAUGGAUACGGUCAAAGAGGCUUUGGACCAACUGCGAGGAGCUGUGAUGAUAGUGUACCCAAUGGGACUGCCUCCACAUGAUCCAAUAAGGAUGGAUUUUGAAAAUCAAGAGGAUCUUACUGGAACACAGGCCUCAUUACAGGUGAUCCCUGAGGAAGAGGCUCAACUGUGGUGGGCGUCUAAAGAACUUCAGAGGGGCAAAAAGCUGCAAGAUUAUAUUGGGAAAAAUGAGAAAACAAAAAUUGUUGUGAAAAUUCAAAAAAGAGGCCAGGGGGCACCAGCGCGAGAGCCACUGGUCAGCCAAGAGGAACAAAAACAGAUGAUGAUGCACUAUUACAGGAGACAGGAAGAACUCAAAAAACUGGAAGAAGCAGAUGACACGUACCUACAGUCUGAUUGGUCAGACAGACAGGCUCUAAAGAGACAGUUUCAGGGACUCACAAAUAUCAAAUGGGGCCCAAGAUAGAUGGACAGAGAAAAUUAAA
Molecule: messenger RNA, 1049 nt
Organism: Myxocyprinus asiaticus (Chinese sucker)
Lineage: Eukaryota; Metazoa; Chordata; Actinopteri; Cypriniformes; Catostomidae
Product: cilia- and flagella-associated protein 298
Exons: 8
Coding region: 161-1030 (289 amino acids)
Biological process (GO): regulation of cilium movement
Source: RefSeq, a predicted model, not a curated record